Closterium sp. Naga37s-1 is the source of this 2404-nucleotide messenger RNA. Lineage: Eukaryota; Viridiplantae; Streptophyta; Zygnematophyceae; Desmidiales; Closteriaceae. The record is from the annotation of a GenBank genome assembly.
CAACACUCACUCAGUCAUGGGACAGCAGCUCUUGGCCAUCGUGCCGUUGCUCGGCCUGUCGAUCGCCGGCGCACUGCUCAUGUUCCGCAGAAGGCGCAGGGGAAUCCCCAAGGACUGGGGCGCCAUUUCCGAGAAGGUGGAGCUGCUGCCGCCCCCGCCGCCGCCGCCGCCGGCCGCGCCGCACCCGCUGACCGGCCUGACGUUCGUCAUUAAGGACAUAUUCGACGUGGAGGGCCACGUGGCAGGGUUUGGGAGUCCCGCGUGGAAGGCGAGCCAUGCGCCUGCAACGCAGACGGCGCCGUGCGUGAGGGAGCUGGUGGAGGCUGGCGCGCAGCUGGUGGGGAAGACGCACAUGGACGAGAUGGCGUACAGCAUAUUCGGCGAGAACAAGGCUUUGGGCACGCCAGUGAACCCCGUGUGUCCCGACCACGUGCCAGGAGGCUCGUCCAGCGGCUCUGCUGUUGCUAUUUCUGCCGACCUAGCUGACUUCGCUCUCGGCACGGACACAGCAGGCAGCAUCCGCAUCCCAGCAGCGUUCUGCGGAGUGCUGGGGUACCGGCCCUCCCAUGGCGCCAUCUCUGCUGCUGGUUGCGUCCCCAUGGCUCCCUCCCUUGACACCGUCGGUGUCUUUGCGGCGGAUCCAGCAGUGCUGCGUCACGUGGGCCACAUUCUCCUGCGCCAGCCCUUCACGCCCGCCCGCCGCCCGCUCUCCCUCUACCUAGCGGACGACCUCUUUGACCUCUGCUCCAUCCCCCGCCGCCACGUCACUGAAGCCGUGCUUUCCGCGGGAGAGCAGCUCUUUGGCCCCAUAGUGAAGUACGUGCAAGUGGGGCAGGACCUGCUGCUGAAGAGGGUACCAGCGAUUCAACACUUUCUCAACCUCCUGCCGCCACCAGCAGCACCGCAGGGAAACAGCAGCACCACCGACAGCAGCAGCAGCAGCAGCAGCAGCAGCAGCAGCAGCAGUGUGAAGAAAGCGGCAGAGGAGGGCAAGAGGGCGUUGCAAGCACUGGUAGAAGCGAUGAAGCUGCUGCAAAGACACGAGUUCCGCACUGCGCACCUGGCGUGGGUGCAGCAGGUGCAGCCGAAGCUGCAGGCAGACGUGCAGGUGCGCGUGCAGGCAGCAGUGGAGGCAGAGCCUGAGGCGCUUGCAGCACAUGCUGCCCAGGCUCAACUGGUGCGGGAGCAGCUAAGGGCCGCCAUCACAGACCUCUGCAAGAGCGACGGGCUGAUAGCGCUGCCAGUGACGCCAGACUUCCCCCCCAAGCUGCGCGCCAAGCCUCAAGUGCUGGACGCGUUCCGAGCCUCCGCCAUGCUUCUCGUGGCCCCCGGGUCCAUGUCCGGCUGCCCGCAGGUGACAGUGCCUAUAGGUCGUAUGGAGUGUUCCCCCUCGGGCCUGCCGCUUGCAGUGGGGUUGAUGGCACGGCAUGGGGCCGACCGGUUUCUGCUUGACUCUGUUACGCACUUUGCCCCGGCAGUGCAAGAUGCGUAUAAGGCGGUACUGCCCAAGAUCAACAAGUCUCAAGCCUCCGCAUCCUCAUCAGCAGCAGCGCAGCCUGUUCUCUCACAAGCUGAAAUCGCCAAAGAAAAGGGCAACAAGGCGUACAAGCAGAAGAAGUAUCAGGAGGCAGUGGACCAUUACACAGCAGCCAUCCGACACGACAGCAAGAACGCCACCUACUACUCCAACCGCGCCAUGGCCUACCUCAACCUGCACAAUUUUGAGCAAGUGGAGGCGGAUUGCACAGCGGCGUUGAGUCUCGACAAGAAAAUCCAACCCCUUGCUCUCGUUCUUCUCCCACUUCUCCCUCUUCUUGCCCGUCCCCCUUGUCCCCCUUCCCUCUUUUUCUCCCCCGUGUAUUCUUUCUCCCCCAUCCCUCUCUCUCCCCCUUGUAUUCUUUCUCCCCCAUCCCUCUCUCUCCCCCUUGUAUUCUUUCUCCCCCAUCCCUCUCUCUCCCCCUUGUAUUCUUUCUCCCCCAUCCCUCUCUCUCCCCCUUGUAUUCUUUCUCCCCCAUCCCUCUCUCUCCCCCUUGUAUUCUUUCUCCCCCAUCCCUCUUUCUCCCCCUUGUAUUCUUUCUCCCCCAUCCCUCUCUCUCCCCCUUGUAUUCUUUCUCCCCCAUCCCUCUCUCUCCCCCUUGUAUUCUUUCUCCCCCAUCCCUCUCUCUCCCCCUUGUAUUCUUUCUCCCCCAUCCCUCUCUCUCCCCCUUGUAUUCUUUCUCCCCCAUCCCUCUCUCUCCCCCUUGUAUUCUUUCUCCCCCAUCCCUCUCUCUCCCCCUUGUAUUCUUUCUCCCCCAUCCCCGUAUAUUCCCCGCAUGCAGACUUCAGUCAGGCGUUGAUUCUAGAGCCCACCAACAAGACAGCCUUGGAAGCAGUCACUCGCAUGAAGGAGAGCGGGAUAGCCUGA